AUGCCUAUGGUAACUGCAGCUACCUCCCUUCGCCGGGCUCUCGAGAACCCCGAUUCCUUCAUCGUCGCCCCCGGAGUCUACGAUGGACUGUCAGCCCGUGUCGCCCUUUCCGCGGGCUUCGACGCUCUGUACAUGACCGGUGCCGGUACCGCUGCCUCGGUCCAUGGUCAAGCAGACUUGGGCAUCUGCACUCUCAACGACAUGCGCGCCAACGCUGAAAUGAUCUCCAACAUCUCCCCUAGCACUCCCGUAAUUGCCGACGCAGACACCGGCUACGGCGGACCCAUUAUGGUCGCCCGCACGACCGAGCAAUACUCGCGGUCCGGAGUUGCCGCCUUCCACAUAGAAGACCAGGUACAAACGAAGCGCUGCGGACAUCUCGCUGGCAAGAUUCUCGUAGACACGGACACCUACGUGACGAGGAUCCGGGCAGCAGUGCAGGCUCGCCAGCGGAUUGGCAGUGAUAUUGUUGUGAUCGCCCGGACAGAUUCCCUCCAAACCCACGGCUAUGAGGAGAGUGUCGCGAGACUGCGGGCCGCGCGCGACGCAGGCGCGGACGUAGGAUUCCUCGAGGGGAUUACGUCCAGGGAGAUGGCCCGGCAAGUGAUUCAGGACCUGGCGGGGUGGCCGUUGCUGCUGAACAUGGUGGAGCAUGGGGCCACGCCGUCGAUCUCAGCAGCCGAGGCCAAGGAGAUGGGCUUCCGCAUCAUCAUCUUCCCGUUCGCGGCAUUGGGACCUGCCGUUGCAGCGAUGCGCGAGGCGAUGGAGAAGCUGAAGAGGGACGGCAUCCCUGGGUUGGACAAGGAGAUGACACCACAGAUGCUCUUCCGUGUGUGUGGAUUGGACGAGAGUAUGAAGGUGGAUGCGCAGGCCGGGGGUGCUGCUUUUGACGGAGGGGUGGACCUGAAGUAG
This is a messenger RNA of Aspergillus niger, 912 nucleotides long. RefSeq lists its product as uncharacterized. Gene Ontology annotation, molecular function: catalytic activity. The transcript is spliced from 2 exons. Lineage: Eukaryota; Fungi; Ascomycota; Eurotiomycetes; Eurotiales; Aspergillaceae. The record is from RefSeq and is a predicted model, not a curated record. The coding region runs from base 1 to 912 and encodes 303 amino acids.